This is a messenger RNA of Polychytrium aggregatum, 1608 nucleotides long. RefSeq lists its product as uncharacterized. The record is from RefSeq and is a predicted model, not a curated record. The coding region runs from base 48 to 1316 and encodes 422 amino acids. Gene Ontology annotation, molecular function: metal ion binding. Lineage: Eukaryota; Fungi; Chytridiomycota; Chytridiomycetes; Polychytriales. The transcript has 4 exons.
CCUGCCAGCGGCCCCGCCUGUCUUGGCCCUGAUCUCGCGGAGCCGCCAUGAGCCAGCAGAUCUGCAAGUUCUUCAACUCCCCGGGCGGCUGCCGGUUCGGCUCCCGCUGUCGCAACAAGCACACCAGCCCGGCCCCAAAUUCACAGGGCUUCGGCGGCGGCUCCUCCAACCGGUUUGGUGCUCUGCAGUCAACGACAACCAGCAUCAAUGGCGAGACGAUUGAUUUUGCCAAAGUCAACGAUGAGCUUUUCAACAGACAAACAUCCGACAAUCCCUCAAAAACCUGGAUCUUCAGCUGCUACGGUCCGCUGAAAGACCAACCCUCACUCCUCUCGGGCACAGACUGGAGUCCCGAAGAAGCACGCUGGGAAUACGAGGCCGAAAGACGAGCGACGGGCGGUCAAGUCUCCCAAUACCUUCAAGGAAUCGCCCAGCGGACAGCCUAUCUGGAGCAGAGCAUACAACAGAUCGUCAGCAACCCGCAACAGGCUCUCGAAGUUUUCAAGUCCCAAGUUUCGCCAGCACCCAAAGGCAGCUCGGCAUUUGGCAAGCCUCCGGGCGCCGGCGUCUUUGGCAACAACCCGUCAGGAGCGAAUGCCUUUGGGCAGAAGAGCGGCUUCGCACAGCCCUCCGUCUUUGGCCAGGCAAGCACGCCGAGCUCUGGAAGCGCCUUUGGCCAGGUAUCAGCCUUUGGCCAAGCCGGAGCCCUCGGUCAAAACAGCGCCUUUGGACAAAAGAGCGCAUUCGGUGGCGGGCUGGGAUCGACUGGUGUCUUUGGACAGAAAUCGGGACUCGGCCAAAACAGCGCCUUUGGGCAAAAAAGUGCCUUAGGCCAGACGAACGCAUUCGCUCAAGCCGGUGCGCCGAGCGUCACAAAUGCCUUUGGACAGCCAAGUGGAUUGGGACAGCCUAGCGCCUUUGGGCAAACAAGCACCUUUGGACAGACAAGCAACAUUGGCCAAGCCAGCGCAUUUGGGCAGCCCAGUGCUCUUGGUGCGGCGAAUGCGAGUGCCCCGGGCUCAGCUUUUGCAAAGACAAGUGCAUUUGGCCAAUUUGGCACUGCACCGGCCUUUGGCCAGUCCGGAAGUACGUUCGGGGCGGUGCCUGCAACGGGCACAUCUGGUCCGCCCUCCGCGUUCGGCCAGCCAUCGGGUGGUGCAUUCGGAAGCACGGCAGCACCCGCACUGCCUCGUUCCGAGGCCAUAGCUCUUCCAGCAGAGCUCACACCCGAAGCCGAAGCAGCUUUCCGCAGCAACCAGUUCCAAUUCGGUCUGAUCCCGGAAUUCGAGCCCCCACCGCAACUUCGCAGGAUCUAGGUGCCGAGAAACAGAGAGCCUUCUGGGCGUAACAACCGCAUCCAGCCACAGACCACCACAGGCACCGCUGCCUGAGCUGGAUCGGCGCGGGCUCGUCCAUUCGGUGUGCUUUUUGGCAGCGAGGGAGGCCCGUGGUCGUCCUUGACGACCACCGAAACAAGAUGAUUGCAUUCGUGGUGAUGUCAGGGACUGAAAGUAAACGUAGGGAAUGGAGCAAGCGUCGCCGAGGACGGAGCUGAAGUAAAACAGAACCGCCAUUCGUGGACCUGUCAAUAUAGUUCAUCUCAUCGAU